Messenger RNA from Tilletiopsis washingtonensis, 2879 nucleotides. RefSeq lists its product as hypothetical. Bases 23 to 2779 code for a protein of 918 amino acids. NCBI's taxonomy places the organism in Eukaryota, Fungi, Basidiomycota, Exobasidiomycetes, Entylomatales. The record is from RefSeq and is a predicted model, not a curated record. The transcript has a single exon.
CCACCCCCAUCUGUCCGUCCACAUGGCCCACCAAAGAGCGCGAAGCGGGUCGACCGUGACCUUCCGGGAGCAGCCGGCGCCAGACCGCUCGCAGUUCUCGCCCACGCGGCCGACGCCUUCGAGCGAGGCGUCGUUCGAGUCGGCCUCGGGCGCCCAUCCUCGCAUGGGGCGCCGCCGGGCCUCGACCGUCACCUUCGUCGACCGGCCCGCGCCAUCCCCGGCUGGCAACAGCCGGCCCCCGCUUCCGAGCGCGGCAGACUCCGACUCAUACCUCAAGGCGCCCCCGAGCCUCGGGCGGCGACGUGCCUCUUCAAGCGCGACGCUCUUCCCCGACGAGCCGUACGGUGACAAGCUCAAGUCCUUCGAGAAUGCCAAAGUCAAGUCCCUCGAUGACGACGAGCUCGGCGAGGACGACGACAAGCUCGGCAAGUCCCUCGACGAUGACAAGCUUCGCAAGUCCGUCGAUGAGGAGAAGACGGAGGCCGGCCCUAGCGUGUACGUUCCCGCGAGGCUGGGCCGGAGAAGGGCCUCGUCCAUGACGCUCGUGGCGCCUGCGCCGCUGAGGCCGGCCAAGUACAAGCUUCGACGACCCUCCUCUCUCACACUCGCUCCUUCCACCACGGGCAUGGAGGACGCCGUCGACCUGCUGCCGGCGUUCACACGCGGCGACACGUCCGACCCGCCGCGUGGUCCGAAGCUCAGCGCACGCCUCCGCGCUUUCUGCAAAUGGCCCGGCGCGCUCGACUGGACGGCCGACGGCGGGCGGCUGCGCUACCUCGACUCGCUGAAGCUCAUCGCCGCGAUCACACUUCUCACUGCGACCGUCUUCACCAGCGCCACGCGCGAGUGGGCCGGCGCCUCGACGCUUCUCUACCCCGUGCGCUCCGACUUUGCCCUCUCCGUCUUCAUGGUGCUCGUCGGUCGCAUCCUGCCGCUGCCCUGGCUCGAGCCGCUGGCGUCCGGCAAGGCUGCGGCACCCACCAUCCCGGCGUCAAUGCGCCAGUUCGGACAAGCCCUUCUCCGGCGUCCGUUUCGCUUCCUGCCCGUGCUGCUCAUCAGCGGGCUGCAGUACGCCGUCGGACGCGCAGGCGGCCCCUUCGCCACGUCGGAGCCGCUGCGCCAGCUCUUCGGAGGCGUUGCCGAGCUGCCGCAGUGGACACUGUCCAACGACCGAGCGUGGGCAGGGGUCGCAACGUCGCUCUUCGUCGCCAGUGACAUGUCCGUGCAUCUGCGCAGCACCUCAUCGACGCUGUACACCACCCCGUGGCUCCUCCAGGGCAGCCUGUACAUCCUCGGCGUCGCAACGUUCUCCGGACUGUUCAAGAACAGCUCGCGGCAGGCCCUCUUUGUCUUCCUCGCCGUCGUCAACUGGUGCACGUACUCGUUCCUGACGCCGUUCAUGCUCGGCCUCAUCAUCGCCGACCUGAGCGUGUGCGGCACCCUAACCCGCCUCAGCGCAGGGGGCACGAGCAACAGAGCUCUCCGCACAGGUCUGCAGUGCGCCGUCGCGGCCCUGCUCGCCGUGUUCCUCUUUGUCGCGCCGCUGCGUGAGGGCCUCUCGAACGCACUUGCGCACGCGCAGGUGCUGCAUGGCACGGAAGGCGACCCUCUCACCUCGGGCCAUCAGCUUCUUCGCUUCUCCGACGUCAUCAGCGCAGCACUCAUGGUGCUCCUCGCCGAGGUGGCGUGGCCCGUGCGCGCGGUCCUCUCUUUCCGGCCCCUGGCAGCCCUCGGACGCUUUGGUGCCGCAGCCGUCGCCAUCUCGCAUCCUCUGGUGCUAUUCUACCUCGUUCCUCGGCUCUACCAGCCCUCGUUCGAUGCGGUGGACCAUAGCGCCGGCUCGGUGCUUCUGCGGCUCUGGGGCCUGACGCUUGGCCUGUCGCUUGCAGCCGCGCCGCUCAUCGCCAUGCUCGCAGAGCUGCCGUCGGAGGUGAUGGCGCGCCUGUGUGUUCGCUUCUUCCUUCCGAACCUCAGCGCCACACCGGAGUCGCCUCCUCCGCCCCCUCCGGAGGCGCCGCAGAAGGCCAGCCCAGCCGUUACUCUAGUCGCUCCGCCCACUCCGAUGGUCCUAGUCAAGGACAGCCUGCCGGACUCCCCCCUGCGCAAGAACAGCUUCACGUCAACGCUGUACAGCUCCGACUCUCCGCGAAAGGACAGCAUGGCGCCGACGCUCUACGACUACUCGCCCCGCAAGGACAGCUUCGCACCGUCGCUCUACGGCAAAGACUCGCCGCGCCGAGACAGUAUGGCGCCGACGCUCUACAAGUACUCGCCUCGGAAGGACAGCUUCGCCCCAUCGCUCUACGGCAAAGACUCUCCUCGCAGAGACAGCUUCGCGCCGACGCUCUACGGCACCGACUCUCCGCGCAAGGACAGCUUCACACCCAGCCUCUACGGCAAGGACUCGCCUCGCCGGGACAGCUUCGCGCCGACACUCUAUGGCACCGACUCGCCCCGCAAGGAUUGCUUCGCACCGACGCUGUACACGCCAGAAUCGCCGUACCGCAGGGACAGCCUCGCGCCGACGCUGUGCGAGCCGGCGAGCCCGUACCGCAAGGACAGCUUCACACCGUCGCUGCUCGCACCGCCCUCUCCCCUGCGACGCGACAGCCUCGCACCCACACUCUUUCCGCCACCAUCGCCUAUGCGAAGAGACAGCCUAGCAUUACCCCUACACCCUCCGCCUUCGCCCCUGCGCCGCGUCAGCGUGGCCCUGCCGUCGGUCCAGCCGCCUUCGCCGCUGGGGCCCGGCAACGACGGCCCUGGCAGCCCAAAGUAGCCUCGGCGGAGGCUCGUUCUGUAUCACACUCCCUAGACCUGCAUACCCAGCACCACUAUCGCCCGAAGCGGCACAUAGAGAAUAGACCACAGUCACCAGC